ACUCGACAGCUUCUGCCUAGUCUGAUCUAUUUUGUGAGAGAGGGCUUCAAUAGUGAAGUGGGUCUGUCUUAUCCUAUCACUAAGCAGUUUGUUUUGCUCGUUCCUAAGAAUCCCUUCUGCCCUGUGUGUGCUGACAAACUACCUGGGAGCUCCUCCCAUUCAAUCAGUGGUGAACCAGGUGGAACAAAUCUUCCAAGCAAUCUGGGCAUGCCAGUACCUGGCUCUGUUGUUGUCUUUAGACAGUGGAAUGAGCAUAAAGAGCACCACAAAACCAAGGAGACUUCAUCUUUGAAAUCAAGGUGUUUGUGCAAGAUCAAGCCCUCCACAAAACUGUGAAGGACAGCCGUCCAGCAGGGGGCGGUAAAUGGACCAAUCAGCUGCUUUGUCUCAGUGACGUUCACCGGAAGUGAAACUAAAAGGCGCCAUCAGCAGAGUUCGUGGACUCAGCAGGAAGACGGUUGUGUUUUCGUUUCUCAGCUGAAUCUCUGCGUAGUUUCAGCAACAAUGUCUUCAGUUCAGCAUCUGAGAGAGUUUAUCAGAGAGCGACUAACUGCUGCUGCUGAAGAAAUCUUCUCAGAGGUUGAGAAAACCAUCGUCCGCUAUGAGGAAGACGCCAGACGGCUGGAAAGCUGCUGGAGACCCCAGAUAAAACUCCCCAGAAUCGACCUCCACAAGCCACAUUUCUCCAUGGAGGAGGAAGCUUCUGCCAUCCAACAGCUCUGCAACCAGAGGAGAAGGUCCAGUCAUGACCAGGAGGAAGCAGAACCUCAGUGGUCUGAAGAGGAACAGAUGGAACCAGAUCCUCCUCUGACUGAAGAACAGAGGGAACCAGAACCUCCAUGGAUUAAAGAGGAAAAGGAAGAACCAGAACUUAAACUGAUUAAAGAAGGAAAUGUGGAGCCUGGGUCUUCGUGGGUUAAAGAGGAACAAAGGGAUCGGGAACCACUAAUCGAAGAUCAAGAGGACCCAGAAGUUCCACUGAUUGAGGAAGAAAAGGAGGAAACAGAUUCUUCGAGGCUUAAACAUGAACAGCAGGAUCCAGUUCAUUUAGCAACUAAACAGGAGCAGAAGGAUGUCUGCAGCAGUCAGGAGGGAAAGCAGCUUGUCCAGAAGCAGUCUGUUGCUCUAAUGGAGACCUUUACUCUUCAGGAACGUGAAGGAGAACCAAGAACUGAGCAGCUUUCCUUUCAUAUCUCUCCUGUAGUUCAGACCAAAGAUCAGGAAGGAAGCAGCUCCACUGGGUCAGAGAGUCAGCCUCGUACAGAUACUAAGAAAAGGUCUUUAAAUUGUGACAUAUGUGGAAAGUCUUGGAAGAAGAAGAGUGACUUGGAAAGGCAUUACAGAACACACACUGGAGAGAGACCCUUUCGUUGUCAGACAUGUGGAAAAGGUUUCACUUGUAAAAAUCAUUUAAAUACUCACAGGAGAACGCACACAGGGGAAAGGCCAUUUUCUUGUCAGAUAUGUGGAAAAACUUACUGUCAUAGGGGCCAUUUAAAUGCUCACAGGAGAACACACACCGGGGAAAGACCUUUUUCUUGUCAGACUUGUGGAAAAUGUUUCACUCAACCAAGUCAUUUAAAACCUCACAUGAGAACCCACACUGGUGAGAGGCCUUUUUCUUGUCAGACAUGCGGGAAAAAAUUCUCCCAUCUGGGUUCUUUAAAUGUUCACAGGAGAACCCACACAGGGGAAAGACCUUUUUUAUGUGGAAUGUGUGAGAAAAGCUUCAUUCAAGUUGGCAAGUUGAAUAUUCAUAUAAAACAAAAACACAACAGUAAGAAGUAGCCAUUUUUUGACUUUCACACAGCCUGCAUCUAAAUACUUCUCUUUAGCCAAAGCGGAGGUCCAUCAGCAGUUACCAUAAGUGCUGUCCGAAUAGUGCAGUCAGUAAGGACGCAGGUAAGAAAUGGAUCCUGUAUGCCUCCUCUCACAGCUAAUUUAGCAUAGAAACCUCACAAUGUCCCUUUCUAGUGCCAAAAAGCUAUAAGGAAUUAGGGCUGGGCGAUAAUUCAAUAACGAUAUAUAUCGAUCGAUAGACGUGUGGCGCGAUAGGAAAAAAUAGGGUCGAUAAAAACUUCCUUGCUACAGUCUGCACGCCGUCACUAAGCGCCGCCCUCUCAAACCACAACACAGAGCAUGUGAAAAUGUCGCAGCAAGUAGCGGCGGAGG
Messenger RNA from Fundulus heteroclitus (mummichog), 2172 nucleotides. Its product is annotated as zinc finger protein 32-like. The record is from RefSeq and is a predicted model, not a curated record. Bases 505 to 1788 code for a protein of 427 amino acids. Gene Ontology annotation, biological process: regulation of transcription by RNA polymerase II. Gene Ontology annotation, cellular component: nucleus. The transcript is spliced from 3 exons. Gene Ontology annotation, molecular function: DNA-binding transcription factor activity, RNA polymerase II-specific; RNA polymerase II cis-regulatory region sequence-specific DNA binding. NCBI's taxonomy places the organism in Eukaryota, Metazoa, Chordata, Actinopteri, Cyprinodontiformes, Fundulidae.